AUGUUGCAUUUCCUGGCAUCGCCCCUGCCAAGUCCCGCCAAUGGCAGGCCACUGCCGAAGAUCGUUCUCCUAAUACGGUCUAACGUCUCGGCCAAAAGCCGGGGCUCCGUGGAGAGGGCCCCCACAAUCUCAUCACCCCACAGUCGGCGAGCGAAGUUGUUUGGAGAUGGCAUGUUGGUAGUAGUAGCUUUGAUAGAUAUAAAAGCCGUUGGUUGGUCUUUGAUCGAGAUCGAUUUAUGCACCAUCGGCUCUCACACUCCCCUCGAGCAAGACGUUCCUCGCCUCUCCUCCUUCAAAAUGAAGCUCGCGGAUAUCCUAACGGCAGCUCUCCUCCCGCUUGCGUCCACCGUCUCCGCGGCAGACGUAAAUGCAUGGAAGUCGCGCAACAUCUACUUUGCCCUGACCGAUCGCAUCGCCCGCAGUGCUGAUGAUACCGGCGGAGAUGCUUGCGGUAACCUCGGGAACUACUGCGGCGGAACUUUCGCAGGGUUGCAGUCCAAACUCGACUAUAUCAGAGGGAUGGGCUUUGACGCGAUUUGGAUUACCCCUGUUGUCGCUAAUCAUGCCGGAGGAUAUCAUGGGUAUUGGGCGCAGGAUCUCUACAGCAUCAAUGAGAACUAUGGCACCGCGGAUGAUCUCAAGAGUCUAGUCAGUGCAGCCCAUGAAAAGGGAAUGUACGUAAUGGCAGAUGUAGUCGCAAACCACAUGGGAAGCCCCAUCAGCGACAACAAGCCCGAACCCCUGAACUCCGAUAGCGCCUACCACUCCGACUGCACAAUCGACUACUCCUCCCAGAGCAGUAUCGAAACGUGCCGAAUUGCAUCCGAUCUCCCCGACGUCAACACGGAGAGCUCCGAGAUCCGCGAGCUCUUCAAUACCUGGAUCAAGUGGCUGGUUACGGAAUACGAGUUCGACGGUCUUCGCAUCGACACGGUGAAGCACGUGGAGAAGGACUUCUGGUCCGGUUUCACCGCCGCCGCGGGCGUUUACACCAUCGGCGAGGUGUGGGACGGCGGACCCGAGUAUCUCGCCGGGUACGCAAACAGCAUGGAUGGCCUGCUCAACUACGCGAUUUACUACCCCAUGAACAGAUUUUAUCAGCAAUCUGGCUCGGCGCAGGACAUUGUCGACAUGCAUGAUCAGAUUAGCUCGCUUUUCCCUGACCCCAGUGCCCUCGGGACGUUCCUGGAUAACCACGACAAUGCCCGCUGGCUGAGCACGAAGAACGACCAGACACUGCUCAAGAACGCUCUGGCCUACGUCAUUCUUGCUCGCGGCAUUCCGAUCGUUUACUAUGGAACGGAACAGGGCUACGCAGGUGGCAAUGACCCUGCCAAUCGCGAGGAUCUGUGGCGGAGCAGCUUCAGCACCGACGCGGACUUGUACCAAGCUAUCUCUCGGCUCUCGGCCGCUAGGUCAGCUGUCGGCGGUCUUGCCGAUGACGACCAUGUCCAUCUGUAUGUUGCGGACACGGCAUAUGCGUGGAGCAGGGCUGGGGGUGAUCUCAUUGUUCUCACCACCAAUGCUGGGUCUGGGUCUGGGGCUGAGCACUGUUUCAACUCGCAGAAGGCUGGGGGGUCAUGGACUGAUGUGUUUGGAGAUGGAACGUAUAGCGCCGAUGAAAACGGACAGGUCUGUGUUACCAUUUCUAAUGGCAACCCUGCGGUGUUGGUUGCGGACUCGUAG
Molecule: messenger RNA, 1686 nt
Organism: Aspergillus calidoustus
Lineage: Eukaryota; Fungi; Ascomycota; Eurotiomycetes; Eurotiales; Aspergillaceae
Source: the annotation of a GenBank genome assembly